AUGGCAGUAACGCAUCAUGGCAGUGGAGUGAUUGUGGUUGUCUCCGGAAUCAGUGACGAGGGGCUACUCUGGCCGUCUGUUCCAGUGAAACCUGCUGAGUUUCUUCCCACGCUAUUUGUUCGAUUUACCCCUUUCUGCACCGGGAGCGGACUAUCUCUGUCGAAGAUGGAAAACCUUGAUGAGCUACCUUUUUUUAGGCAGCAUAAAAUAGCAAAGGCUACCAAUAACUUCAUCAGUCAUUAUAAGAUUGGAGAAGGUGGCUUUGGUCCAGUUUACAAGGUAACUUACGGAUGUUUUGAUACCCUUACUUAUGAGGAUGAUAUCGGUUUUCAGAUGGAAAACCUUGAUGAGCUACCUUUUUUUAGGCAGCAUAAAAUAGCAAAGGCUACCAAUAACUUCAUCAGUCAUUAUAAGAUUGGAGAAGGUGGCUUUGGUCCAGUUUACAAGGGUGUGUUGGAAGACGGACAAGUAAUAGCCGUAAAGCGGCUAUUAGAGACAUCCGAACAAGGGCUUGAUGAGUUGAAGGAUGAAGUCAUUUGGUUCUUCCAAGAAACAAUAGCCACAGAGAAUCUCUUCCAAGAGAAAAAUCAAAAAGUUGUCACUUAUCUGUUUCUUAUCACACCACCAAGCCAAGGUAGUGAGUUGUCAUGA
Messenger RNA from Lactuca virosa, 651 nucleotides. Lineage: Eukaryota; Viridiplantae; Streptophyta; Magnoliopsida; Asterales; Asteraceae. The record is from the annotation of a GenBank genome assembly.